CCCGCCCGUCACGACGAGCGAGGCGGAGACAAACGAGAGGGAUUUUUAAAGGGCCCCGGGUCCAACGGGGAAGAGAGAGAGAGAGACAACCAGACGGGAGCUUGUCGGGGAGGAGAGAGAGAGAGAGUGGUGGUGGUGGUGGUGAGAUGGCCGGCCGUGCGACGGCGACGGCGACGGCGGCGGGGAAGGACAGGUCCAGCUUCGCCGUCACCUGUAGCCUCCUCAGCCAGUUUCUCAAGGAGAAGAAGGGCGGCGGCGGCGGGCUGCAGGGGCUCGGCCUCGGCUUGCGGCCGGCGCCGGCGGCGCCGCCCGCCGCGGGAGCUGGAGGUGCUUUCCGGCCGCCGCCGACCACCAUGAACUUGCUGUCGGGGCUCGACGCGCCGGCGGUGGAGGUGGAGCCAAACACGGCGGAAACAGCGGCCGACGAGCUGCCUCUCAUCAAGGCCCCGGCCGAUCAGCAAAGCGACGAAAGUGCAAGUGAGGCAGCUGGAGAGAAGGCUCAACAGCUGACCAUCUUCUACGGUGGAAAAGUAGUCGUCUUUGAGAACUUCCCGUCCACCAAGGUCAAGGAUCUCUUACAAAUCGUAAGCACAGGCGAUGGCGUCGACAAGAACACCGGCACCGCGGCAACGCAGAGCCUGCCCCGACCCGCACACAACAGUCUUCCCGAUCUGCCGAUUGCAAGGAGGAACUCGCUCCAUAGGUUUCUCGAGAAGAGAAAGGGCAGGAUGAAUGCAAAUGCUCCAUACCAAGCUAACUGCACCGCUGCACCGUCCAAGCAAGCUAACGGUGACAAAUCUUGGCUUGGGUUUGGCCAAGAGAUGACAAUAAAGCAGGAGAUAUGAUAUGACCUCUUAGCUUACAGUUCACUGUCAAGUGUCAAGUGAUCUGUGGGGAAGAGAUGCGUGGUUGGCUGGUUGCUAGUGCUAGUGUAUUCCCCCGUAGCUUCAAAGCAUGAAUAAUUACUCAAUACUACUACAUUACUACUAGUAAGAACUUAAUCAAUACUAGGAAUCAAGCUGGUGGUUAAUUCUGCCUGACCAUUGGCAUCCUGGAAUAUAUAUAAGCACACACACGGGUUGUUUGUUCUCCACAUUGUUUGCUGCUGGAGCCGUAUGCUCACUGCAGUUUAUAUCUGUCUAGCUGGUUACCCACCUCAGCCUCACCAUGUUUCGGGAAUAAACACUGUGUAUGUGCAAAUUCUUCAUUUCUCGUUCGGUUUCGCCGUAUAAAUUACAUUGUUACUAUUUUGGCUCCUUGUUGCUUGAGGAUUUAUAUGUUUAAUAUGGGACAUAUAUUUGUGUCUUAUUUUUUUUUAA
Messenger RNA from Oryza sativa Japonica Group (Japanese rice), 1319 nucleotides. The record is from RefSeq and is a predicted model, not a curated record. NCBI's taxonomy places the organism in Eukaryota, Viridiplantae, Streptophyta, Magnoliopsida, Poales, Poaceae.